AAAUUUAAAAAUCUUUCCCGGCACGUCAUUUUUAUUUUUAUUUACGAAAUGCGAUGUAUUGAGGUUUUGUUUUGUUGAUUUCGACUAAUUUGUUUCUUGAUUAGUGAUAUAUUUCAUUAGCUAAAUGAUUUCUUUACAUAACUUUUUAAUUGACUAUUUGUAUUCUUGUGUCCUGUGAUGCCAAACAGAUUUCAGAUUCAAACACAAUGUGUCAUAUUCGAAGCUCUUUUCACGGUAAAAUAGAUGAAAUACCUGGUGUUUACGCUGAUAAUUUUGAAAAUGCUGAUUACACUUUGGCCAGAGCCUAUUUUCUGAGCCACUACCAUUCUGACCAUGUUCAGGGACUACAAUCUGAUGCAUUACUGGAAACAUUAAGAAAGACACAAGCUACAAUUUAUACUAGUGAAUUAACAGCAGCCAUCAUUGAUUACGAGAAGAGUGAUUCAAGACUGAUGAAAUAUGUUAGGGGCCUUAAAACUGGGUCGUCACUCAUAACAUUGCCAGCGACAGAAAAGUACCCACAAAGUUCCAUAACAGUAACUCUGAUACCCGCAGGCCAUUGUGCGGGAUCCACUAUGUUUCUCUUCACGAAUAAAACACAAAAGAUACUAUUUACCGGAGACUUCAGGAUCAACUGCAACGAUCUACCCAACUACACUUCAUUGCAAGAAAAUGGGGCACCCAUAAAACUGGAUACUUUAUACGUAGAUACGACGUUUAUCAAUUUAGGUUAUGAAAAUUUUCCGAAACGGAGCGAAAGCGUUGAUAAAUUAAUUUUUAAUGUUAAAAAGUGGUUGAACUGUGAUAUCAAUAAUGCUGUAGCUAUUUACACUCCAGCAAAAUAUGGAUAUGAAUUUGUUUUCAAUGAAAUAUACGAACAAAUGGGAGUUAAAGUGUAUGUCGGUGCGUACAAAUGGAAGUUGUAUAGUACUAUACAAAACUUAGUACCAGGUGUGACGAACAACGAAAAUGAAACAAAAAUACACUUAUGCAGAUACAAAAGCGAAAAUAAUCCCCACAAAGAGUGUAUAGGGGACAAUAACCGAAAGUUUUUAUACGUCUACCUCUCAGCUAUGAAAUGGCGGAACAUUUUAAAUGACUUUUCGUCAGUCGAGCUUGUGACUCCGACGAGGCUGGACGUGUGCUUCGCUACACAUUGCAGUAGAAAGGAAAUAUAUUAUUUCGUAAAUUAUUUAUCGCCUGAUAAAAUUAUCGGAUUCCCGAAUAAGUUUGUUGAAUUAGGUAAUAAGCGGACUAGCGAAUUGGAGUUUGAUAGGGGAAUUAAAAAAACGAGGGUAGAUAAAAAAGUUGAUGAUAAACUGCUGAGGUUGAUGUUUGGUUAAUGAUUUUUAACCGAAUUCAAAACAGGAUUACUUAAAGUGCCUGGACCGAUUUGAAAAUUUUUUUGUUUGUUUGAAAAGGUAUACUUUGCAGGUGGUUCCAUAUAGAUUUGGUGAAGAUCAGAU
This is a messenger RNA of Maniola jurtina (meadow brown), 1466 nucleotides long. RefSeq names its product protein artemis-like. The coding region runs from base 207 to 1343 and encodes 378 amino acids. The transcript is spliced from 4 exons. Gene Ontology annotation, biological process: protection from non-homologous end joining at telomere; double-strand break repair via nonhomologous end joining; interstrand cross-link repair. The record is from RefSeq and is a predicted model, not a curated record. Gene Ontology annotation, molecular function: damaged DNA binding; 5'-3' DNA exonuclease activity. NCBI's taxonomy places the organism in Eukaryota, Metazoa, Arthropoda, Insecta, Lepidoptera, Nymphalidae.